AUGUUAGCAGUUUAUCUGACACAUGAUUUUCUCCCUCGGUAUGGAGACGAACAAUGGACACGAGGCCUAUUGCUCAUCACAACUCAGAACACUUCAUCCAUCCCCUCUGAAAGCUCCUUUGUCUCUCACAUUUCAGUGAGCGAGGGCAUGGUGCCCACAGAUGCCUGUUGCUUUUUAGCGAAGGUUUCUGGGAUUGGACAACUGGGAGUAGAAAAUGAAGUAGCGAAGGCAUUAGAUUACCAACCUCCCGCGCUGGCUAGUGCAGCCGUGUACGUCCAAAAGAUUCGACAAAGUCAAGUUGGUAGAGACUUCGGAUGGAAGAAGUAUUUAGAAAAGCUUGAAAAAGGUAUGAGAACCAUCACUGAAAAGGAACUUACAAAAACCAACCCAAGUUACAAGAAAUCCAUGACUGUGGCAACAAGGCUGGCCAUUGAAAGAGCGUUAAACAAUGACGCUGUUUUAAAAAGCGCAUUUACACUCCUCUCUCUGUGUUCCCCACAACCUUUGCAUCUAGACAUAGUUAUAAAUUACAUUUUGAAUGACAACAAUCUGCAUUUGGAUAAAGAAGAAAUCGCUCUUCAGAUCCAAGGCUACUCUCUUCUUAUGUUCGAAGAAAGAGAAAAAGGAAUUUUUGCUAGUGUGCAUCGAGUUGUGCAUGAGGUAAGCAAAUCUGUAAUCAACGAGUGUCGGGAGCAUAAUGAACACGUUCAAAGUGUUGCACUAGCUGUAAUGUCCUUUAACCAAUUCAUAGACUCUUUCCUACCACAGACGUGGAACGAGCAAAACUCUGUUUGUGACAGCGAGCAUUUCAUUUCACACUUGUGUGCGUUAGCUUUCAAAGUUGAAAACCUCUUUCUUCUCGCAGAUAAAUAUCGAGUGAUCAAGGAAGGUGUCUUCAACCAUUCCGAUCUAUUAGAAUAUUUCAGAAGGUUUGCGAUAAUUUGUCGGAAUCACUCCGAAUUUUCAGGGGCAAAAGUUUACUGUGAAACAGCUUUGAAACUGGUUGAAAAUAUUAAAGCUUCUGAAGGUGGGGAUCGUGCUGAUAUCUACAGCCUGUUUAGCAUCAUAUUAUGGAAAAUGGGUGAGCUAAAACAAGCGAAAGAGUAUUGUGAGCGUGCUUUAGACAUAAACCUGAAAGAACUCGGACCAAAACAUGUAGCCGUUGUGGCUACUUAUAAUGUUUUGGGACUGGUUAAUCGUGGAUUGGGUGACUUGAAAAGUUCCAAGGAGAAUCAUGAACGUGCUCUAGACAUUCAGCUAAAAAAUCUUGGAACCCAGCACGUUGAUGUGGCAAAUACAUACCAUCAUCUAGGUAAUGUACAGCACAACUUGGGUAACCUGGAUCAGGCCAUGGAGUAUUACGAACGUGCUUUGGAAAUCCAGGUGGAGAAUCUUGGUCAUGAUCAUAUUUACGUGGCGUUUUCAUUCAGCAACAUGGGUGUAGUGGAAAGUGAACUGGGAAACCUUCAGCAAGCCAAGAAAUAUUUUGUACGCACCCUGGACAUAAGGUUGAAGGCACUUGGCACCGAGCAUGUUGAUGUCGCGCGUAGUUACUAUGACUUGGGCGUUGUGCAGUAUGAAUUGGGAGACCUACAAGAGGCUAAAAAGUGUUAUGAACGUGCUCUAAACAUUCGUUUAAAAAAGCUUGGACCCGAGAAAGUUGCUGUCGUGCAUACUCUCUAUGAGUUGGGCGAUGUACAAUGUAAAUUGGGGGAUCUGCAACAGGCCAAGGAAUACUACGAACGAGUUCUUGGCAUUGAAUUGAAGAAGCUUGGACCCGAGCACGUUGAUCUCGUGUCUAUUUACCUUAAAUUGGGCAUGGUACAGAGUAAAUUGGGCAACCUGAAACAGACCAAAGAAUAUCACGAACGAGCAUUGGCUGUGCGCCUGAAAAAUCUUGAACCUGACCAUGUUGAUAUGGCAAAUUCAUACCAUCAUUUGGGCAAUGUACAAUUUGCCAUGAAUAACGUGCAACAGGCGAAAGACCUAUACGAACGUGCUUUAGAAAUCCAAUUGAAGAAUCUUGAACCUGACCAUGUUUAUGUGGCUUUUUCCUACGAAGGCUUGGGAAGUGUACAGCGUAAAUUGGGUGUACUAGUAAAGGCAAAGGAGUACUAUAAACGUGCACUAAAGAUUAGGUUGAAAAGGCUUGGCCCAGUGCAUAUUGAUGUCGCAUUUACACACCAUAAUUUGGGUAUGGUGCAGCGUGAAUUGUGCCACUUGCAAAAGGCUAAGAAACAUUUGAAAUGUGCUCUAGACAUUACUUUGAAAAAGCUUGGACCCGAGCAUGUUGAUGUCGCGCGCAUUUAUGAUGACUUAGGUAAUGUUCAGUAUGAUUUGGGUGAAUUGCAGGAGGCCGCAAAACACUGCGAAUGUGCUCUAAACAUAAGGUUGAAAAAGCUUGGACCCGAACAUGCUGAGGUCGCCUCUUCUUACCAUAACCUUGGUUAUGUACAGUGUCAAUUGGGUGAUUUGCAAAAGUCCAAGGAAUGUUACGAACAAGCAUUGGCCAUACGCCAGAAAACUCUUGGAUGUGACCAUAUUGACAUGGCGAAUACAUACCAUCAUUUGGGUGUUGUAGAGUGUCAAUUGGGUGAUCUGCAACAAGCCAGGAAAUGUCACCGACAAGCAUUGGAUAUACGCCUGAAAAAUCUUGGACCCGAGCAUGUCGAUAUGGCGAAUUCAUACCAUUAUUUGGGUAAUGUACUGUUUGCAAUGAAUGACAUGCAACAGGCGAAGGAGCUUCACGAACGUGCUUUAGACAUCCAACUGAAGAAUCUUGAACCUGACCAUCUCUAUGUGGCGUUUUCACUCCAUAACCUGGGUGAAGUACAGCGAGAAUUGGGUAACCUGGUCGAGGCAAAGGAGAAUUAUGAACGUGCUCUAAAAAUUAGGCUGGAAAAGCUUGGAACCAGGCAUGGUGAUGUCCAGAGUACUCUACAUGAGUUGAGUAACGUACGACGUGCCUUAAGAGACUUGCAACACGACAGGGAAAGUCAUGAAGGUACUAUCGAGAAGGAUCAUGAACAGCGGAAAUGCUGUGUCAUCUCUUAA
Pocillopora meandrina is the source of this 3054-nucleotide messenger RNA. The record is from the annotation of a GenBank genome assembly. NCBI's taxonomy places the organism in Eukaryota, Metazoa, Cnidaria, Anthozoa, Scleractinia, Pocilloporidae.